CAGAUGGAAAAAUCGACGGAGGAAGCGUUCAAGGGAACGCCGGUGCCGUCUUGGAAGGAACAGAUUACAAUGAGAGCGAUGGUGACGAGUUUGGUGUUGAGUGUCAUCUUUAACUUCAUCGUCACUAAGCUAGCUUUGACAACUGGUGUGAUUCCGUCUCUCAAUGUAGCCGCUGGACUUCUCGGCUUUGCAGCUGUGAAAGUCUACGUCUCCACCUUUCAGAAGAUCUUCAAUAUAAAACAGCCUUUCACACGCCAAGAGAACACUGUCAUUCAGACAUGCAUCGUCGCUUCCUCCGGCCUUGCUUUCAGCAGUGGAGCUGCGAGUAACCUGUUAGGAAUGAGUCCUAGGGUUGCUGCUCAAACAGAGGAAGCCAAUACGGCAAUCAACAUCAAACAACUCUCUCUUGGUUGGAUGUUUGGUUUCCUGUUCGCCGUUAGCUUUGUUGGCCUUUUCUCCAUUGUCGCACUUAGAAAGACUAUGAUCCUGAAGUUGAAAUUGACAUAUCCAAGUGGUACUGCAACUGCUCACCUUAUAAACAGUUUUCACACCCCUAAAGGAGCCAAGCUAGCAAAGAAACAAGUUGCUGUGCUCUUCAAGACAGGCUGUUUAAGCUUUGCAUUUGCGUUGUUUCAGUGGUUCUUUGCUACAGCUGACGGUUGUGGAUUCAGCAGCUUCCCGACUUUUGGUCUCACAGCCUAUAAGUCAAAGUUUUACUUUGAUUUCUCAUCCACAUAUGUUGGAGUUGGGAUGAUUUGCCCUUAUAUUAUUAAUGUAUCACUUUUACUCGGAGCCAUCAUCUCAUGGGGCAUUAUGUGGCCUCUGAUCGAAACCAAAAAGGGCAUUUGGUACCCUUCUGAUAUUUCCCCUAGCAGUCUUCAUGGCAUUCAAGGAUACAGGGUCUUUAUUGCGAUUUCCACCAUGCUUGGGGAUGGCUUCUUCCACAUUGUUUACAUGAUGGGAGUCACAAUCCAUCACGCUUUCUUCAAAUCCAAGAAAGUAGAACUAAGCAAUUCGAAAGACGAGGUUGAUGAAUACAAUGAAGCAAAGAGAAAAGAAUACUUCACAAAAGACGAGAUCCCCACCACCUUUGCCGUGGCCGGCUACAUUAUCCUGUGUGUGAUAUCCAUUAUCUCAGUUCCUGCAAUCUUUCCUCAGCUAAAAUGGUAUCAAAUUAUGGUGGCUUACAUAUUAGCGCCACUAUUAGCUUUCUGCAACGCAUACGGAUGCGGACUAACCGACUGGUCAUUAGCAUCCAACUAUGGAAAAGUUGCAAUCUUCGCAUUCAGUUCAUGGGUGGGCAUAGACCACGGAGGCAUAGUCGCCGGUCUAGCUGCAUGCGGUGUCAUGAUGAACAUAGUCUCGACAGCUUCCGACUUAAUGCAAGAUUUCAAAACCGGAUACUUAACUCUAUCCUCACCUCGUUCAAUGUUUGUCUCCCAAGUAAUAGGAACAGCCAUGGGUUGCGUACUCACACCACUAGUCUUCUGGUUCUUCAACAAGACAUACGCGAUAGGAGAUCCAGACGGUUCUUACCCUGCCCCAUAUGGAUUAAUGUACAGAGGAAUAGCGAUUCUUGGAUCAGACGGGUUUUCAUCACUUCCAAAACACUGUAUGACGAUAUGUAUAGUGGUUUUCUUCCUGGCGAUUGCGGUGAAUGUAUUGCGUGAGGUGUUGAAGAAAUGGGAGACGAAGUAUGGACUCUAUCAGUUUGUGCCGAGUCCGAUGAGUAUGGCGAUACCUUUUUAUCUUGGUGGAUAUUUUGCUGUUGAUAUGUGUGUUGGUAGUUUGAUUUUGUUUGUAUGGAGGAGAAGUAAUAAGUUGAAAGCUGAUCAGUUUGUGCCGGCGGUUGCGUCUGGUCUUAUUUGUGGUGACUCUUUAUGGGGUAUUCCGGCUGCUCUGAUGUCUUUGGCUGGGAUUAGUGCUCCUAUUUGCAUGAAGUUCUUGUCGGCUUCUGUUAACAGUAAGGUUGAUGCUUUCCUCGGUCGUUAA
Messenger RNA from Impatiens glandulifera, 1992 nucleotides. RefSeq names its product probable metal-nicotianamine transporter YSL7. Bases 4 to 1992 code for a protein of 662 amino acids. Gene Ontology annotation, molecular function: oligopeptide transmembrane transporter activity. The record is from RefSeq and is a predicted model, not a curated record. The transcript is spliced from 6 exons. NCBI's taxonomy places the organism in Eukaryota, Viridiplantae, Streptophyta, Magnoliopsida, Ericales, Balsaminaceae. Gene Ontology annotation, cellular component: membrane.